Messenger RNA from Lachancea meyersii CBS 8951, 2049 nucleotides. The record is from the annotation of a GenBank genome assembly. NCBI's taxonomy places the organism in Eukaryota, Fungi, Ascomycota, Saccharomycetes, Saccharomycetales, Saccharomycetaceae.
AUGCUCAAUCGCUUGUGUGGGCCGCGCACCUUGCACAAAACAUUAGUCUCUAGCUGCAAACAUCGCUCUGCCACCCGUGCCUUGCGAAGCCAACAAGCUUUGACUCAAAAUGUCAGGUUACUGCAUUAUAGUAGAGCACUGAGACAAGAAAUCAGGGCUCCCGCGAAGAAAGGGUUUUUCGCUGAAGGCUUUGGUAAACUGAUCAGAUGGUCUAUAUUCACUACCGGGGUUGUAGUUUCCUCAGUGGGAAUUUCCUUAGUGGCAUUCUUUUUGUACGAUGCUACCACCUACGGGGACUGCGAGAUCCCGGAAUACAUCGAGGUGCCCAAGCUAGCUCUUUCACCAGAGCUUGGAGGCCCUGAGAACUUGCCAAUAUUACGAGACAAUUUGGACGCAUACGACUCAGAAGUAAAGGAAAAAUUAUCUUAUAGACCAAAGCUCGUGGUGCUAGGUUCUGGCUGGGCAUCCGUCGGUGUCUUGAAAUCGCUGGCACCAGGAGAGUAUGAUGUCACAGUAGUAUCACCCCAAAACUACUUUCUCUUUACUCCUCUUUUGCCUUCAGCAGCGACCGGUACUCUUGAAGUGAAGUCUCUGAUGGCAUCCAUUAGAAAAUUAGUGAACGAAGUUAGCGGACACUAUUUGGAAGCCAAAGCCGAGAAGGUCGAGUUUGCUGAAAAUCUGGUUAAGGUAUCACAGGUGAACCCCCAGAGUGGAGAGAAAAGGUUCUUCUAUUUGCCUUAUGAUAAGCUGGUCAUCGCAGUGGGCUCAACAGCAAAUACGCAUGGUGUUGAGGGAUUGGAAAACUGCUCUAGAUUGAAAACAGCAGAGGAUGCAAUCAACUUGAGAAGAAAAAUCAAAGACAAUUUGGAACUUGCUUGUUUACCCACUACAUCGGACGAAGAACGCAAGAAGCUUCUGAGCUUUGUCGUUUGCGGAGGUGGUCCAACAGGAGUAGAGUUUGCCGCUGAGGUCUUCGACUUGAUGAACGAGGAUUUACCGAAGACAUAUCCAAGAAUUUUGAGACAACAGGUCUCGGUUCACAUCAUCCAGUCUCGUUCUAACAUUCUGAACACUUACGACGAAACCAUCUCCGAGUACGCAAUGCAGAGGUUUAAGAAAGACGACAUUGACGUCUUGACCAAUUCCAGAGUGCACAAGAUUUUGCCCGAUAGAGUGGUCUUUACGCAAAAAAAUGCGGAGACCGGUGAAAAUGAGCUGAAGGAGCUACCGUUUGGUUUGUGCUUGUGGUCUACUGGUGUCGCACAAAAUCCUUUGGCUAAACAGGUUGUGCAGGAUUUGUCGGCUUUCCAAAGAAAUAGAAGGGCUAUAGAGACGGACUCUCAUUUGCGGGUUCUUGGAGCACCUUCGGGCGAAGUUUAUGCUAUUGGGGAUUGUGCCACUGUCAGAACCGAUCUUGCGGAACAUGCUGUUGAGUUUGUGAGACAAUUUAUUGUCAACAAGCAUCUACACCCCACAAGGAGUACGGAAAUAAUCACAGAUGAUGACAUCAGACACUUGUCUAUCUCUUACGAUGAAAUUCGGGAUCUGGCAAGAGAGCUUGUCAGAAGACACCCCCAGACCAGAGAAUUUUUGUAUAACGUGGAGGACAUUCUGCCCAAAUAUGAUGUUACCAACCGUGGGUCAAUAGAUUUCGAUCAAAUCACUCAACUUUUGAGGGAUGUCGAGAGCAAAGCUACAUCCAUGCCAGCUACCGCGCAAAGAGCUCACCAGCAGGGUAAAUACAUUGGGAAGAAACUCACAAAGGUCUCCAGAUGCUCUGAAACCACUCGUGUAAAUGAAAGUCCCCAACUCAUUGCUGAUGAGUCCGUCUACAAAGCUUUCAAGUACGUUCAUCUGGGUUCUUUAGCCUACAUUGGUAACUCUGCUGUUUUUGAUAUUCCUGGGUACUCCUUUGUUGGUGGACUGAUAGCCAUGUAUUUGUGGAGAGGCAUUUACUUCGCUCAAACAGUAUCUUUGAGAACAAGAGUUCUUUUAUUCAUGGACUGGCUGAAAAGAGGUUUCUUCGGAAGAGACAUUUUGACUGUUUGA